Fonsecaea nubica is the source of this 1533-nucleotide messenger RNA. RefSeq lists its product as hypothetical. The transcript has 4 exons. The record is from RefSeq and is a predicted model, not a curated record. Gene Ontology annotation, molecular function: aldehyde dehydrogenase (NAD+) activity. Bases 1 to 1533 code for a protein of 510 amino acids. Lineage: Eukaryota; Fungi; Ascomycota; Eurotiomycetes; Chaetothyriales; Herpotrichiellaceae.
AUGUCUGCUGCCAACACACCCGCCAAAUCUGUCACCGUCGCCAUCCACGGCAAGGACAUCUCGAUCCCAACGGGCCUCUUUAUCGACAACGAAUUCGUCAACGCAAUCGCGGGGAAGACGUUCGAGGUCGAAGACCCCAGCACGGGGAAAGUGAUCCUCUCGAUCCAAGAAGGCCAGGCCGAGGAUGUCGACGUGGCCGUCAGAGCGGCCAGAAGGGCAUUUGAUGGCGGCUGGGCUGACUCGGACCCGGCGUGGCGGGGAUCGCUGUUGCAACGGCUGGCGGACCUGAUGGAGACGCACCGGGAUGAGAUCCUCGCCGUCGAAAUGGCCGACAGCGGCAACACGCUCAACCAGGUCUCGACCGUCGACCUCCCCGGCUCGAUCGGUACGUUGAGGUACUACGCCUCCUGGGCGGACAAGGUCUAUGGACGCACCUCGGCCACCGUCCCGGGCACGUUCACGUACACGGUCAGAGAGCCCAUCGGGGUAUGCGGCCAGAUCAUCCCAUGGAACUUCCCCCUGAUGAUGUUCAUCUGGAAAAUCGCCCCAGCCUUGGCCACGGGCAACACGGUCGUGAUCAAGUCCGCCGAGAGCACUCCCUUGUCGGCCCUCAAGAUGUGCGAGCUCAUCCGCGAAGCUGGGUUCCCGGCUGGCACAGUCAACCUGGUGUCCGGGUUCGGUCCCACCGUGGGCGCGGCGAUUGCGAACCACAUGGAUGUCGACAAGGUUGCCUUUACGGGGUCGACGGCGACUGGACGCGUGAUUAUGAAGGCGGCCGCUUCGUCGAAUUUGAAAAAGGUCACUUUGGAGCUUGGUGGUAAAAGCCCGAACAUCAUCUUCCCCGACGCCGACCUGGAAAAAGCCGUCGACUGGUCCGUCCUGGGCAUCGACUUCCACGCCGGCCAGGUGUGCCACGCGGGGACGCGCAUCUACGUGCACGAGGACAUUUACGACGCCUUCCUCGCCGCCUUUACCGCAAAGUUGGCCGCCGUCAAGGUCGGCAGCAACUUUAGCGACCAGACGGACCAAGGGCCGCAGAUCAACAAGUCCCAGUACGAGAAGAUCUUGGGGUACAUUGACGUGGGCCGACAAGAGGGGGCGACGCUGCAUCUGGGGGGACACGCCAUCUCCAAAGACGGCGGGUACUUUAUCGAGCCGACCAUCUUUACAGAUGUGACUCCGGAGAUGAAGAUCGUGAAAGAAGAAAUCUUCGGCCCCGUCGUCGUCAUCGCCAAGUUCAGUAGCGAGGAAGAAGUCCUCCGCGCGGCCAACGACACCAGCUACGGCCUCGCCGCGGGCGUCCACACCAACGACUACCAGCGGGCGCUGCGGGUGACGAAGAAGCUCAAAGCGGGAACCACGUGGGUCAACAUGUUCAACUUCUUGCACUGGAGCAUGCCCUUUGGCGGGUACAAGGAGAGCGGCAUCGGGCGCGAGCUCGGCGGCGAGGCCCUCGACAAUUACACGCACGUCAAGACCGUGUAUUUCAACAUGGGGCUGGAGGCGCCCAAGCAGGUGUCGUUCUCGGGGUAG